Molecule: messenger RNA, 1473 nt
Organism: Hevea brasiliensis (rubber tree)
Lineage: Eukaryota; Viridiplantae; Streptophyta; Magnoliopsida; Malpighiales; Euphorbiaceae
Product: putative protein NRT1/ PTR FAMILY 2.2
Exons: 2
Coding region: 1-525 (174 amino acids)
Biological process (GO): transmembrane transport
Cellular component (GO): plasma membrane
Molecular function (GO): transmembrane transporter activity
Source: RefSeq, a predicted model, not a curated record
AUGGCAGCAAUGGGAGCAAACCAAUUCAACAGUGUGAAGGAUCAAGAGGCUUUUAUUAAUUGGUAUGUGAUCAUUUCGUAUGGCUCUACAGUGACAGGUGCCACAAUUGUUGUCUAUACUGAGGAUAAUGUAAGUUGGGCACUUGGGUUCGGCCUAUCUGCUGUCGCUAACAUUGUUGGCUUAGCAGUUUUCUUCUUGGGAAGUCAUUACUAUCAUCAGAUUAAGCUGCAGGGGAGCCCAUUUACAAACUUAGCUCGCGUCAUCAUUGCAGCAAUUCGAAAAAGGAAAGUUCCACUUUCUUCCAAAAUAGAAGAUUACUACUGUGGGCACAAGGCAGUGCAAAUAGAGGUUUUGGCACCAACUAAAAGCUUGAGGUACCUUAAUCAUGCAGCUUUAAAGAUAGAAGGAGAAACCCGAUCGGAUGGCUCCAUUGCAAAACCAUGGAGCCUUUGUUCAACACAGAAAGUGGAGGACCUCAAAACCUUCUUGAGGAUUUUCCGUUGUUGUCAAGUGCCAUUUUCUUAAGCACUCCAAUUGCAGUCCUAAGUAGUUUGACAAUCCUCCAAGCUCUUACUAUGGACCGUCACCUUGGACCACAUUUCAAAAUUCCAGCAGGGUCAAUGAUAGUCUUUAUAUUAGCCUCUACUGCAGUAUUUCUUGCUUUCAUUGAUUGACUGGUAUACACAAUUUGGCAGAAACUGAAUCAUUGAUCACCAACUCCAGGCCAUGUGUUCAAUGUGUUAGGCAUGGCUGUUGCAGGUCUGUUUGAGUCAAAAAGGCUUAAAGUAGCACAAACCCACCACCUUGUAAACCAGACUGGUUGUGUUGUUCCCAUGUCAGUCUUCCGGCUGGUGCUGCAGUUGGCUGUGAUUGGGUUUGGAGAAGCAUUCCAUUAUCCAGGACAAGUAACAUUAUACUACCAAGAAUUUCCAAAAUCACUACGAAGCACAGCAACUGCUAUGAUUUCACUGAUUAUGGGAAUUGCAUACUAUGUAAGCACUGCAUUCGUUGAUCUAUUGCAGAAGAUUACAGCAUGGUUACCAGACAACAUAAACAAAGGCAGGCUAGAUUAUGUCUAUUGGAUGUUCCCUCUGCUAGGGGCACUGAACUUCGGUUAUUUUCUAAUACGUACCAAGUUUUACAAGUAGCAGAAUGUGUCAAAAGGGAAUGAUGGUUACAACUCCAAUAGAUGAGGUAAGAUUUGGAUGGGCUUAUAUAUAUAUAUCUGAAGUUGUGGAGCUCCAAAUUACCAUUUGCUAGUGUGUCAGCAACUUAUUUCAUAAUAUCAAAGCACAAACAACUUAUGUGAGGAUUAAUCUCAAGGGAUUUUCCAUUAUCCAUCUUCAUCCAAAACCACUACUUUCUAUCAUAACUCUGAACUAUAUGUCAUUAUUUAUGUCUGCACUGUAGUAUGAUCAGUCAAAGCAUAAUACAUCUGGCUGUGAAGCUUUUAUAAAUUACCUUUUCUUUCAA